UUGCUAUAAAGUAGAAAAGCUGGGUGAACAUCCUCUAAGUGUGAUGAUUCCAUAAUUUUUGCCAGGGGUUGUAUGAUGAUGUGUGUAAGCCCCUGGUGUAAGGCUGACUGAGCUGAAUGGCAUCUUGUUGGUGUUAUUCCUGGCUCAGGAGCUUCACUCAACUUCAUUCCCCAAAAGUUUGUUUUUCCUGCUUCACUUAUCUGCUGACAUCCAUGGAAGAAAAGACACCAGAAACAUCUACAGUCAUGGAGCCUGGUACACUCUUAAGAAGAAUACUCUUAAUAAUCAUAUUCCUCCGAGUGUCCGCUUCCUCCAGCGCAGCGGUGACGGUAAACGGCUCGGCUCGGCUCUCCUGCAACAAGCCCUGCUCUGGUGAAGUUAAAUGUGUGUAUGCAAAGGGGUCUGAGAUUCUGGUGAUCAAGUGUAAGCAGGGCUCCUGUGUCGAAGGUGACGCUUUUAAGAACAGAACAGAGCUCACGUUUUCAGAGGACGGUUGUUGUCUUCAGCUGAACAACAUCCAGUACAGCGAUGACGGCAUGUACAUCUUCUCCUGCGACAAAUCAGAGUUAUGUCGCAAAUCGCUGGAUGUACUCGCUCCUGUUCCAGUUCACGCGGCCGUUGGAGAGAACGUGACCAUUCCAUGCUACGCUCACACCAACAAGAUCAUCGCUGAUCGUGACAUCAUGUAUCGGUGUGAAAAAGAUGGUGAACUGGUUGUGGCGCUUCAGCAAGGGAACGUGCUCUACGGUCCAGGUUUCGACGUAUCCCGCGUCUCCGUGUCCCUGGACAAGUAUAAACACGGAGACCUGUCUCUGACCAUCUCCAACGUCCAGCCGUCUGACGCAGGAACAUAUCGCUGUACACACAGACAUGAGGAACCCGUUCAACCCGAGGCCUUCACUCUCACCAUCACCACUACCCUGCCGGCUAAAGACGUCACGAAUUGUUCUACGGCUGGAAGGGAGCAGAUGACGUGGCCAUGGUGGGGAGUUCUGGUAGAGAAUAUUGUUAUUGUUCUUCUUGGGGUGGUUUAUGUUUUAUUUAGAAAAUGGCAAAGAAAAAAAGCACAGAAGCAAUCCAGCAGUGAGCAAGCCUCAAAUUCAUCUUUCUCUGAUGAUCCUUAACUGGUUAAAUGUGAAUGAGUUCUCAGUAGCAGUUGUUGUUUACCGUAUCAGUAGCUACACAUACACUAUGAGAUGAUUUGAGAAUAAUGGGGUAAAAAAAAAUGAAGGGAAGUCUGACUGUCAUCUGUGGCUGGGAGACUAGAGAGUAAAGCUGACCGUGUUGUCUGGGUGGGAGGGGCUUACUCGCCAGAACGCAGCUUCACGUCCUUCCUAAGUUCUCCCACACCACCCCAUUGCUACGCUCCCUCCACUAGCUUCCUGUAGCACUGAUGCUCGCCUAAAAAGCUAAAAACGGACCAGUACCCACUUUCCUCAAAGCAUUUAUCACAUCCCGCACUGCACCACGCUCCCUCCAGUCCUCCAGCACUGCUGGACUGCUCCCUCCAUCUCUCAGACCUACCUCUUCCUAAAGCACUUAAAUUAUCACUUUAAUUUAAAUAAAUUAUGUUCUCUGUGUGCAUUAUUUAAUAUAUUACCUCCCCAACUGAUAGUAUUCUCAGUCUGUGACCUAGUGAAUCAGUAUCAGGAUGUAUUUAUUGACAGAGACUUCACAGCACUUCUGGAUAAGUGCGUCUUCCAAAUACCACAAAUGUAAAUGUAAAUGGUGCUGCUAUGAUGUGCCUUUUCCACUGAUGCACAGGAAGUAACCUGUACAGUAGGUGGAGCUGUUUUUUUUUUGUUUGUUUUGUUUUCUUUUGUUCAACUGUAACAUUAUUUCUGCUGCCUUUUACAAGAACAACAGCAGCAUGUGAUUGUGUGUGAGCUGCUGAUCUGUAACAGUAUUGAAUCCAUGCUGAAUAAAUCAUCAACCUGAAACAACACUUUGUCUUUAU
This is a messenger RNA of Pangasianodon hypophthalmus (striped catfish), 1957 nucleotides long. RefSeq lists its product as uncharacterized. The record is from RefSeq and is a predicted model, not a curated record. Gene Ontology annotation, biological process: cell surface receptor signaling pathway; negative regulation of T cell proliferation; positive regulation of T cell proliferation. The transcript has 6 exons. Gene Ontology annotation, cellular component: external side of plasma membrane. Bases 117 to 1124 code for a protein of 335 amino acids. NCBI's taxonomy places the organism in Eukaryota, Metazoa, Chordata, Actinopteri, Siluriformes, Pangasiidae.